Messenger RNA from Otolemur garnettii (small-eared galago), 1637 nucleotides. It is a transcript of the gene PROCA1, whose product is annotated as protein interacting with cyclin A1. The record is from RefSeq and is a predicted model, not a curated record. The transcript has 5 exons. Gene Ontology annotation, molecular function: A2-type glycerophospholipase activity. Gene Ontology annotation, biological process: arachidonate secretion; phospholipid metabolic process. NCBI's taxonomy places the organism in Eukaryota, Metazoa, Chordata, Mammalia, Primates, Galagidae. Bases 133 to 1269 code for a protein of 378 amino acids.
AGUUAGGGGCUAGACUGGGGCGAGGCUGAGACUGGAAUUUACGGUUGGCCCGAGGGCUCGGCCUAGCUGAGGUUCAGAGUUGGACUUCUGUGAGGAAGAGUCCUGUAGAGACGAACAACGAGUCUGAGAGCCAUGUGGGUCAGGACGACACUAAGAAUCGAAAGGUGGACCAAGGAAAAGACUGAGUGUAAGCCCAGCAGUUGUGAUAAGAGCCGGAACAACGAUGUAAACAGGUUACCCAGCUGGGAGAGAGGACCUCGGCUGGCUGGUGUGGCAUCCACCACUGACGCCUCUACCUUCUCCUCUGAAGGUGACUGCAAGGAGACUGACAGGUGCUGCUGGAAACACAAGCAGUGUAAUGGGCACAUCAUCUACCCCUUCACCCCUGACUGUGGCCAUCACAGCCUACACCUGCACUCUGCCAGCCACUGCGACUGUGAUUCUAGGCUGAAGGAAUGCUCAGAGAAGGCAAAUAGCAGCAGCUCCCGAGAUGCAAGCCCAACCUGCUCCCGAGAUGUAACCCCGACCUGCUUUAACAUCAUCCCAUCCACCUGCUUGGAGCUCAUCCCGGAGGAAGCAUGUGUGGAGCGAUUCUGGUAUGGCUGGUGCAAAAGCUACAGGCCCAUCUCCGUGGCAGUGAUCCACCACCCCAUUCACCAUAAAUGUGGGGCAGAUGAUGAGGAAGAGGAGGAAGAGGAGGAGGAGGAGGAGGAGGAGGAAAACAAGCCGCCUGUCCUUACCCAGGUGGGGCCCACCGCCACACCCACUGACCCACCCGUCAUCACAGUCACUGGUACCCCUGACUCAGCGCCCAUCACCAUCUGGCGCUCUGACAGCCCCACAGGAAAGAGCCAGGGCAACAAAGUGAUCAAGAAAGUGAAAAAGAAAAAGGAAAAAGAGAAAGAGAAAGAGGAGGAGAUGGAUGAGAAAGCAAAACUGAGGAAAAAAGCCAAGAAGGGCAAGUUGACUAAGAAGAAAAGCCCGGUUAAAUUGGAAUCUUCACCUCCAGACUUGAGCCGGUCAUUAAAUCCAAGGGAGUUGGCCAGGAUGUCUGAGUCCAGCCCAGAAAGCCGGGAAGAGCUGGAGAGUGAGGAUAGUUACAAUGGCCGGGGACAGGAGGACCCCUCCAGUGAGGAUGCUGAGUCUUCAUUGGCUAGGAAGAGAGAGAAGAACACGGUCCAGGCCAAGAAAGUUCCAGCCAAGCCCUUACAAACCAGGAAGGUAACCAAGAGGAAAUCUCCCCCAGCAUCAAACCCCACUCUCAGUUGAGGCCAGGGCAAUCAAGGUGAAGAAUAAAUACCAUCAAGCCUGUAGCCAACCCCCAUUGCUCUUCUUUCUCCCUCCAACCUGGCUACUUCUUGGGGGUGGGUGGGUUGGGCUUGGGGCUACAGGAGUUUCUGAAAGGCAAUCCAGCUUUUGAGGAAACCUAUGGGAAGGUAGGUGAGAGGGAAGGAGAGGGACACAGCUGUUCCUUCCUGUCACCCUAGGACCAGGGAAGAAUACAUCUGGGUGGGGGAGGGAGGGAGGGAUGGCUUCCCCUCUCUCUUGGAGACUGCAGUGCAUGUAAUCCACUUCUAGGAUAGAUAGGCAGUAGUGUUUGCAGUUGACACCUCCAAUAAAUGGAACCUUUUAACCCA